Molecule: messenger RNA, 1903 nt
Organism: Paecilomyces variotii
Lineage: Eukaryota; Fungi; Ascomycota; Eurotiomycetes; Eurotiales; Thermoascaceae
Exons: 1
Source: RefSeq, a predicted model, not a curated record
GAUGGACGGAAGUGCGGCUGAAGGUAAUUCCACCUUUCAUUUGACCUGUCCUUCUACGCAACCAGAGGAUCCCGGAGUAUAUGGCUCUGGCGGUAUCUCAGAUCCCCAUUGUUCCUCUGAUCAGCAUGUCAAUGAUCUGGGGCUUACACUUUCCCCCGGAUCGCAGCAGCUGCAGCACCCAGAACUCCAGAACGACCCUUUCCUGGAAGCUGUCCUUGAUGGGCUUUCCAACAAUCCCAGCCUCUGGGAAGACAUCGACCUUCCCGAGCCUCCUGACUACGGUUUUCAAACAUCAUUUGACAGAGGAGAGAGCCAUACGCAUCGCAAGAGAUCGAUUGAUGAAGCAUUCGAUGGUGAGCAUGAUGUCUCUGUUCCUUGCCAGAAGAAACAUCUCGCAGGCUCGCAGAUAAAUCCAGACAUCGGGCCUCAAGAAUCCGUGCCGCUGGCAAACUACGAAGACAUCGAACGCCCAGCACCCGCGGCUUCUGCCAACACCGAGAGGGAAGCGACCCCUGACUCUCUCUUUGAUGAGCACACUCCUUUUGCUUCUAGCACGGAUGAAGAUUCCGGAGGUAGCCUGCUGGAAGACGCUACCAAUGAGACUAUCAGAACGGAAUUAGCGGAAACGCCUUCAGUUAGCGAAGACACGAAGCGCCGCUUCGGUCUCCGUACGGAUGACUUGGAAGCUGCAAAAACCCGAGAUUUCUUCCAGGGCUUCAGGCAGCCACCUGCGUAUCUGUCUCCUUAUCCUCGUUACGGUGGACCUCUCGGAUAUCUACCAUCUACCCCCAACAUACAUCUCAAAUGUAUCCAAGUCACCAGCGAAAGGGUCCACGACCAGAUGCUAAACUACCGCCGCAAAAUCCAGGCGCUCACAAAUGACCGCAACCGGUACUUGAAUCUCUGGGAGAGAUGGAACACCCUCGACCCGGCUACUGGAAAGUCUCGGGAGCAGCUUAUCAAGGAGGAAAAUAGGCAGCUCAAGCGGGAAUCCGACCGCCAAGCCAGCCAAAUUGCGGAGCUGAGAGAGGAAACGGAGAGAUGGAGAGCCUGCUACAGCAGUCUCUCGACGACAUACAAUAACCUUCUCUACGAUAUCUAUAUGCGCAAUCAAGCAGGGGCCCGGGAGAACCUACCGACCGUGGCCCCUCCACCGCAAGGUCUCCAACUGCAGCAUCCAGCAGCCCUGCCCCAAGGUUCAUUGCCCGUCCUAGGCCCUCAGAUGGCGGAAAAGCAGGGCCAACAACAGAUGCAAGGAGGCGCAGCUGUGGCCGAUUGCUCGAGGCCCAACCCUCGCGCGCCUCCCAGCCCCUCUGUCACUCCCGUUUCGAUUCCGACGCCUGUGACCAUCGACCUCACUUUCGAUGAGUCGGACGCUGCGCCUCAGUCACGGAACACGUCUCCCCAUUCCCAACCGGCCGGAGAGCCUGGCGGCCAACUGCGCCAGUCUUUCCGGAGUAAGACCUACAACUGGCUCGGUGAUCGAAACCAUAUGAGGGGCGGAUUCCGGCCACCGCCUGGAUAUACGCCUGACUGGAACCCAGACAGCCGGCGCUCGUCUAACAGCAGCCAGCCCAGUCCCACGACUGCGACCAAUUACUCGCGACCGAGCACUGCCGACCCUGCGAACGUUCAAGGUGCCGUCUAUGUUGAAGAACAAGCCGAUGACGAAGCCGGUUUGGACGACGACGAGUUGGCGCGGUUGCUGGAGCAGGAACUCGCAGGGCAGUAGUUAGAUCGGGAUAUUAUCAAGAGGUGGCACCUUGGGAAUUCCGAUAUAGACUGGCAAGUCUAACGUUUACUACUACCUGUGGUCCGGUUGAACUGUAGUGUUUGUUGGGCGUUUGUCGGAGGCUUUGUUUUCUUUUCUUUUUUUUUUUUUUUUUUCGAAAUCGUAUGAGAU